AUGGCUCACAAUCCAAUCAUCGAUCAUUAAUCAAAUAGCACAGAUCAUUCAAUUGAAAAUUUGUCUGAUCAAAAUUCUGAAGAAUCUUUUGAGAUCGUCUAGCGAAAAUUUAGAAACAAAAAAUGCUAUUAAGAGGAGGAACCUCUGAAAAAGAAGAAGGACCUUUGCCGAAAUUAUUAAAUUAAUGGUAGUUGUAAAUAUGGAGAUCAAUGUUUUUUUAUACAUACCCCCGCAAAAACUGAAAACUACAGUUAUUCCACAGCAUCUACUAAGACUAAGCCUUGUAAGCGUUAUUUUAGUGGGUUUUGCUGUUUUGGACCUAAAUGUUAGUUUUUACAUAAUGAAUGUAUUGAUCUUGUUGAAUAGAGGGAAUUCGUAGAAAAGCAAUUCAAAGAAUUGAAACUGAUGGUUCCUUUGCAUCCAAAAAAACUAGAUUAAUCUAUAAGGUUCGAUUUAUAGAGAUUUCAUCAUCUUUAUAAAAUAUUUGGAAGGAAACUGAACUUCAAAAGAGAUGAUUUGGUAAUGAAUAAUUGUAAAAGUCGAUUAAAAAUAUUUAUAUCAAUUUGUAGAAAGUAGGAUAGAUUUGAAUAAUUGUUGAUGUCGAAUAAUACGAGUAGAAAGGAGAGUGAGCAAUGUUGA
This is a messenger RNA of Paramecium tetraurelia, 639 nucleotides long. RefSeq lists its product as uncharacterized. NCBI's taxonomy places the organism in Eukaryota, Ciliophora, Oligohymenophorea, Peniculida, Parameciidae. Gene Ontology annotation, molecular function: metal ion binding; mRNA binding. The transcript is spliced from 4 exons. The record is from RefSeq and is a predicted model, not a curated record.